AUGUUAGUGCACAUAGGGGGAAAAGAAGAGGUUAAGUUGCCACCCACACCUGAGGAUGAAUUUGAGGGGUCCUUUAGAGUCAAUAGCUUGGGUUUAAUGGAGAGAAUGGAGGGAAGCACUACUGAGGAGAGUGAGGAGGAAGAGGAUAUAGAACAUGUUUACCCUGAGAAGGAGCUUCACAAUCUGCUGAUCAGGAGAAACCUUCACACAGUCCCACAGGUCAAGAAUUCAGACCAAAGAGAAAACAUUUUUCAAACAAAAUGUAAGAUCGGGAACAUGCUAUGUGAUUUGAUAAUUGAUGGAGGCAGUGAGUCCAAUUGUGUGAGCAAAGAGCUAGUCAAAACCUUGGGAUUAACCACUAAACCUCACCCUCGACCUUACACACUAAGAUGGUUGGAUGAUAGCACAGGGAAUGCAAUUAGUAAGCAAUUCUUGGUGAGCUUUAGCAUAAGCACCUACCAUGACCAAGUGCUUUGUGAUGUUCUGACCAUGGAUGCUUGUCAUGUGUUGCUUGGGAGACCAUGGCAACAUGAUAGGAAGACUAUGCACAAUGGUUAUACCAAUGUGUAUUCCCUGAGGCAUGAGGGUAAGACCAAGGAGUUGAUGCCAUUACCCCCUCACAAAGCCACACCUCUUGUCAAGACCAAACAACCCACACACUUAAUAGGUAGAAAGGAGUGUGACAGAGAGCUGAGAUCAGGGAACCCAGUGGGAAUUGAGCAUCAAAUUGAUUUGAUACCAAGGGCUCCUAUACCUAACAAACCAGCAUAUAGGACAAACCCUAUUGAGGCUAAGGAAUUACAGAAACAAGUAGAAGAGUUGUUAGCUAGAGGGUAUGUUAGGGGGAGUCUAAGUCCAUGUGUUGUACCUACACUUUUAGUUCCUAAGAAAGAUGGUUUAUGGAGAAUGUGUGUAGAUAGCAGGAGUGUGAAUAACAUUACUGUUAAGUACAAAUUCCCUAUGCCUAAGCUAGAUGACAUACUGAUCUAUAGUGGUACAGUGAGAGAACACCUUGAGCACCUUAGGAAAUUAUUUGAAGUCUUGAGGAAGCAACAACUUUAUGGGAAAAUAAAAAAGUGUGCUUUCAUGUUAUCAGAGGUGAAUUUCCUAAGAUUUAUCAUUGGGAAGGAAGGAAUUAAGGUAGAUCCUGUCAAAGUAGGGGCAAUUACCACCUGGCCUACACCUACAACCAUCACACAUGUUAGGUCCUUUCAUGGGUUAGCAUCAUUCUAUAGAAGAUUCAUUAAGAACUUUAGUUCUAUUAUGUCACCCUUAGCAGAAUGCACAAAGAAAGGGGUUUUUGAGUGGACUAUUGAGGCUCAAGCAGCCUUUGAGCAGAUUAAGGGAUUGAUGUGUAAGGUACCUAUUCUAAGACUACCAGACUUCACUAAACCCUUUAAGGUUGAGUGUGAUGCCAGUGGAAAAGGGAUUGGAGUUAUGUUGAUACAAGAAGGAAGACCUGUUGCCUACUUUAGUGAGAAGCUAAAUGGUAGUAGACUUAAUUAUUCUACCUAUGACAGAGAGUUUUAUGCUAUAAUUAGGGCAAUAGAAACAUGGUCACACUACUUGAAAGUCCAACCCUUUAUCCUACACUCAGACCAUGAAUCACUCAAGCACAUUAAUGGCCAAAGUAAGUUGAACUCUAGGCAUGGUAAGCGGGUAGAAUUCCUCCAGUCCUUCACAUUCUCAACUUUAUCCUACAUUCCAAAUUCUUGA
This is a messenger RNA of Amaranthus tricolor (Joseph's coat), 1716 nucleotides long. RefSeq lists its product as uncharacterized. The record is from RefSeq and is a predicted model, not a curated record. Lineage: Eukaryota; Viridiplantae; Streptophyta; Magnoliopsida; Caryophyllales; Amaranthaceae. The coding region runs from base 1 to 1716 and encodes 571 amino acids. The transcript is spliced from 2 exons.